Messenger RNA from Tribolium madens (black flour beetle), 1887 nucleotides. RefSeq names its product ufm1-specific protease 2 (gene Ufsp2). NCBI's taxonomy places the organism in Eukaryota, Metazoa, Arthropoda, Insecta, Coleoptera, Tenebrionidae. Bases 82 to 1821 code for a protein of 579 amino acids. The record is from RefSeq and is a predicted model, not a curated record. The transcript is spliced from 6 exons.
UUUUGACACCUUUGGCGUAUAACUGGUUGCCUACAAUAGUUGUCAAAAAAAUAAUGUUAAAUUGGCAAGUGGCAUAAAAACAUGACACCUUCGCUUAAAAUAUCGCAAAAAAUAAUUGAUAAACUUUCAAACUGCAGUCACGAAUUUUUGGGAAAACUCUACGGCAUCGUUACAAAAAACACUUUUAUAGUUUUGGGAUUACAAGUCGAGCUUGUGGACGGAUCCGCAAAUGCUUUAAUUAAUUCUCUACCGGCUGAAAUUUACCUUUGUGGAGUUCUUCAAUCUGGGAGUGGAAUUUUUGAUGAACAAUUAAUUAAAAACAGUCUGGCUGAAGUCUACGUCACCGACAAUCCCGUUUUUAUCUAUUAUAACUCAACUACUAAUAAAAUCACCUCAAGUUUUUACAUAAACGAUCAACUGGAAACAAUAAAGUUUACCACCAUUUCUGAGCAAGAAAUCUUGUCACAGUUCCUCUAUUUGAGACUCAAAGCCAAUGUGCCUUUAACAUGCGAACUUGUCACAAAUUCGCUUAAGGAUUCUUUUACUAGUUUAAGGAAAAAUGUAGCGUCAGGUGUUAUGACCUUCGGAUUUGGUAAAAAUAUUUAUUUAGCGGGGACGGACAGUGAUGGGGUCGUUGGGGUAACACAGAAUGUCUCUAUUGGGGAGCUUUUUGAAACAAAUGAACCCAGUGAAGGGGGUGCUAGGAAGAAAAAGGUGCAAAAUUAUGAAGUCGACGUUAUGGGGGUGGAUAUGCUGAAAACCAUGACAAAAGAGAAUGGGUUUAUGGACCGCGAACAUGCUCCCUUGUGUGUCUUGGAUAAGAAACAGUGCAAAACCAUGACCAUCAUGGUGUCCAUCGACUCCUUAUCAAUGGUAAAUCGUCAAACAAAAAUCGCAAAUCUUUAUGAGAUUUUAGUCGAGAGUGCUGUGAGAAAUUUACGGCUUUUGGAAAGCAGUAUUUUGUAUAAAUUACAAAACGAAGAUGAGAAAAUUACACCACCGGAAGUUUAUCAUUUUUAUCCCGACGACUGUGGCCACUUCGUCACAAAAAUCUACCUUAAAGGCGACAGCGAGGAUGUUUUAUUAUCAGUUCGAGAAAGACUUCAUAAUGAGCUUUUACUGAGCGGCAGUAGACCGAUGUUCAGACGUGCCAAUAGUUUCGCUUUUAAAACGAAAAACCCUGGCAACGAACCACUUAUCAACCCUCAUCUGGGUCUCAGACCGACUGAUAACGGGGGCAAAGUGGCGUUAGUUAAGGGCAGAUAUGCGUAUUAUCACUAUUGUCAAAACAAAAUGGACGACAACGGCUGGGGUUGCGCUUACAGAUCCCUGCAAACACUGGCAUCCUGGUUCAAACUUCAGGGAUUCACCGAUAAAGAAGUUCCGACUUUUAAAGAUAUACAAAAGUGUCUAGUAGAUGUCGGUGAUAAGCCAUCGAGUUUCAUAGGGUCCAAACAGUGGAUCGGCUCGACUGAAGUUAAUUACAUUUUAAAUACACUCCUAGGAGUGACUUGUAAAAUUUUAUACGUGAGUUCGGGAGAGGAAAUGGGGAGUAAAGGACCGGAACUGUUGAGUCACUUCGAAAAUCAUGGAUCACCGGUUAUGAUUGGAGGGGGAGUUCUAGCGCAUACUAUACUGGGGGUGGAUUAUAAUUCACAAAGUGGCAAUUUGAGGUUUUUAAUACUUGAUCCGCAUUAUACAGGAAGUGAGGAUUUAUAUAUGAUACAGAAUAAGGGGUGGUGUGGAUGGAAAAGUGUGGAUUUUUGGGACAAAACAGCGUAUUAUAAUAUGUGUUUACCACAGGUCCCCAAAGGCAUUUAAAAAUAAUUAUAAUUCUUUCUUAAUUUACGGUCAAAUAAAGGAUGUUUUGCACAAUUAAAACAAAAA